Molecule: messenger RNA, 550 nt
Organism: Pieris brassicae (large cabbage white)
Lineage: Eukaryota; Metazoa; Arthropoda; Insecta; Lepidoptera; Pieridae
Product: protein FAM32A-like
Exons: 2
Coding region: 124-471 (115 amino acids)
Cellular component (GO): nucleolus
Source: RefSeq, a predicted model, not a curated record
GUCUAUGACAUUACUUCAUUAAGUAUUUUGCAAACAUUUAACAUACUAUUUUCAUAACAGUGAAAAUUGUGAAAUAGGAACUAUAAUUUUUGCUAAGAUCGCACAGUUUGAUAUAACAUUACAAUGGGUGAGGAGGAUGAAUACGCAUGUGUAAAUAAAGCUCAGCUUAAAAUCAAAGAUAAUUCUGGAAUUAAGAAAAAGAAGAAGAAGAAAAAAGCCAAUAAGGAUAUAGAAAAAGCUAUUGAACACGAGGUCAAACAACAUCAACAACAACAACAAGUAAAACCAACUGAAGAACAGAAAAGAACUAAAGCAGAACUAGCUUUUCAGAAAAUGCAGGAAAAAAUGCAAAAGCAGAGGAUUCAACAAAAAGCAGAGAUGACACACAAACAGCGGGUGGAGAGAUUCAAUCAGCAUUUAGAUAGUCUCACAGAGCACUUUGAUAUACCAAAAGUAUCUUGGACAAAAUAAAACUAUACAGAUUGUAUUAUUAUGGUUUUGAUUACUUAAGAUGUACUGUAAUUACUAAUAUUAAAAUAAUAAUUAUAAG